This is a messenger RNA of Mugil cephalus (flathead mullet), 666 nucleotides long. RefSeq names its product phospholipase A2, group IB (pancreas) (gene pla2g1b). The transcript is spliced from 4 exons. Lineage: Eukaryota; Metazoa; Chordata; Actinopteri; Mugiliformes; Mugilidae. The record is from RefSeq and is a predicted model, not a curated record. Gene Ontology annotation, biological process: lipid catabolic process; arachidonate secretion; phospholipid metabolic process. Gene Ontology annotation, molecular function: calcium ion binding; phospholipid binding. The coding region runs from base 108 to 548 and encodes 146 amino acids.
CAGUUGCUCAAAAAGACACGCCCCUCAAGGCUAGCAGCCGGCACGCGUCUUUCUUUAUAUACAGUCCGACGGCUUUAUCCCUUCAUUUGACGUCUGCCCUGAACAAGAUGCAUCUGACUCAGUCCCUGUUCGCCCUGUUCCUCUGCCUACCAGCCCUGCUGGGUUAUCGAGCUGUGUGGCAGUUCAGAGAGAUGAUCCUCUGCACCUCACCUGAGAGCUGGCCGGUGCUGGACUACACCGACUAUGGCUGCUACUGCGGCCUGGGCGGCUCUGGUGCACCUGUUGAUGACCUGGACAGAUGCUGUCAGGUGCACGACCAGUGCUACAGUGACGCCAUGCAGCACAGCGAGUGCUGGCCCAUUCUGGACAACCCCUACACUGAAAUAUACAGCUUCACCUGCGACAAGGACGCCAAGUCCAUCACCUGCCACAGCAACGAUACUUGUGAGGACUUCAUCUGUGAGUGUGACAGGAGAGCAGCCAUGUGUUUCGCCAAGGCGGGCUACAAUGAAGAAAAUGCCCAUCUUCCCAGUGACCGCUGCAAGUAAAGCAGGACCACGGAUGGGAUUAACUAUAUGUGUGUUGUUGUCUUAAACGAAUAAAGGAGAACAAAUGCCAUUGUUUUCCAAGCUAUUAUUUAUUAUACAUUAAAAGCCAAAAGAAAUA